AUGGACCGAUUCACUCCGCAGCAUUCCUCAGAGCUCGCGCGUCGCUGCGUCUUCAGCGACCUGCUCGGCGAGGGCCAGUCGGGCCGCGUGUGGCGCUGCGUGGACCGCGCGACGGGGGAUGCCUUCGCGUGCAAGCAGGUGAACAAGCGCGGGCUCUCCCCCACGGCGGAAGCGGACCUCCAGCGCGAAAUUACCCUCCUAAUCAUCCUCCAAGGCCACCCUAACAUGCUGCGACUCGACAGCUUGUACGAGGACACGAAAGCCGUCUACAUUCUCACGGAGCUCUGCGACGGCGGCGAUCUCUUCGGGCUGCUCGCGGACCAUCCGCGCGGGCUCGACGAGCGCACGGUUGCGCGGAUCUUCGCGCAAGUGGCGCGCGCCGUGCAGUGGUGUCACGACCACCGCGUCGUGCAUCGGGAUAUCAAGCCCGAAAACAUCCUCAUUUCGCGCCGCCACCGCGGCCGCCGCCAAACGGGGCUUUCCGCCGUUUCCGCGGACGCCGCCGCCGCCGGCGCAGUGGAGGAGGCGGAGUACGACGUGCGGCUCGGGGACUUCGGCCUCGCAUACCAGCUUCCGCGCGACAAGUGCAUUGUGGGGCUCGCGGGGAGCGCACCGUACGAGGCGCCCGAGGUGCUCGCGCGCGCGCCGUACGGGUGCGAGGCGGACGUGUGGUCGCUGGGCGUGCUGCUGUACGCGCUGCUCUCCGCCGCCUGGCCCGCGUUUCGCGCGGGUGAGCGGAAACUCGUCCCCGCUGAGGACUUUGGGAUCGGAUAG
Molecule: messenger RNA, 774 nt
Organism: Closterium sp. Yama58-4
Lineage: Eukaryota; Viridiplantae; Streptophyta; Zygnematophyceae; Desmidiales; Closteriaceae
Source: the annotation of a GenBank genome assembly